AUGUACCAACUUAACAUGCAAUUCAAGGUUAUCCUUCUCCUAGACAGCAUUCGCUUACUUCGCCUACUUCCUAGUGAAGAUAAAACAGCACCCAUCCAAUGUGAGCUCUUCCACUACUCUUUGCAAGAAUCAGGCAGACGCACGCAUCCAUACGAAGCCUUGUCCUACGUAUGGGGUAGUUUGGAUAAUCUUCACUCAGUUUUUAUACACGAACAUAACCCCAAAAGUGGAUAUGGUUCUACGAGCGGAAAUGACCUAUCCGUGACGCGAAACCUUCACGCGGCGUUGAUACGUCUGCGAUACCCCCUUUUUGAAAGAAUCAUAUGUAUUGACGCUGUUUGCAUCAAUCAAAACAAUGAUAAAGAGAAAGAACAACAGAUUCAGUUCAUGGUAAAGAUUUACGGCCUAGCAAAUCGUGUAAUUGUUUGGCUUGGGGAUGCAGCAGAAGACAGCGACCAGGCGCUCCAUUGGAUACGCGUUGCUGGAGGCAACAAGUCGAAAAUUCCGCCAAUCAACGAAGCGGUUCAGGAAGCAGUCAUUGCGCUACUUCAACGACCGUGGUUUCGGCGCAUCUGGGUACUUCAGGAAGUUGCUGCGGCUCGUCAUAUUCUAAUCAUGUGUGGACCCACCGAAAUUGAUGGUUACGCUUUCUGCUUAGGUGUAGAUUCGUUUCAAGUGUUUGUCAACCCUCAUGCACCCUUGCAACAUUUUGCCCGUUCGACAACCUACCUGAUAAGGGGAGCAAUCUUUAGGUCAGAACUUUCUAUGGGCAGAUCAGGUAGCUCUUCUCUGGGUAUUUGCCCACUAGGUGAAUUGGUCGAUAUGUACCGUGCCCAUGAAGCUACUAAGUGCCAUGACAGGGUAUUCGCCUUGCUAGGCAUGAGCUCUGACGACCUCACCAAAUCAAAGCUAUUGCCCGAUUACAGCGUUCCAUGGGAGGAACUCUUAGAGCGACUGACCAAGCAUCUACUGGGUAAAGAGAUAUCUGUAGAGAUUCGGGGAGUUGAUCGGGAGAUUGUGGUGAUUAGAAGCAAGGGCUGUGUUCUUGGUACAGUCCUAUUGGAACAAAAAUACUCUAUUCAGGCUGAAAGAGAAAGCGUGGAUGUCAUUUUCAGGAAUGAAAAGGGGAUCACUCAUUUGGCUCUUCUGGGAUCGGCAAGAUCCGUCCGAGAUGGAGAUUUGAUUUGCCUUCUACAAGGAACAUCAAGCCUGACAAUCAUCCGAGAUUGUUGUGAUCAUUUCGAAGUUAUUGGAAUUGCAGUUAGGCUUGUAGAGAAAGCUCUAGUGUCAGAUGGAUAUGUCGACGGGCCGAAACUUUCACAAUCAGGAAUACAAUUCAUCCAUAACCUCACACUUAUCUGGGACUGGGAAAUGACUUUGGAGAGAUCACAACACUCAAAAGGAUACCAUCGGGUGCUAGGACUUCAAGCGGCAAUUCAGGGCUAUCAGACAGCAUUUGGGAUACAGCAUCCGUAUACAUUGGAAGAUAGAUGCGAUAUGACACCACUUUCAUGGGCUGCAGAAAAUGGCCAUGUUAGUGUAGUACAUCUACUGCUUGCAAAAGAUGAUUCCGAUCUGAACUUGAAGGAUAGUCGCUUGGGUCGCACACCACUAUCGUGGGCAGUUGGGAGAGGGCACGAGACUGUGGUAAAGCUAUUACUUCAGACAGGUCAGGUUGAUGUUAACUCUAAGGAUAAGUCCGGUCAGACGCCACUCUUGUGGGCAGCCAGGGAAGGGCAUGAGACUGUGGUGAAGUUACUGCUUCAGGCGAGCAAGGUUGAUGUCAACUCUAAGGACGGGUGGGCAGCGAACGAGGCCACUGUCAAGUUGCUGCAAUCAAGUAAUAUAUAG
Bipolaris oryzae ATCC 44560 is the source of this 1851-nucleotide messenger RNA. RefSeq lists its product as uncharacterized. The transcript has 5 exons. The coding region runs from base 1 to 1851 and encodes 616 amino acids. NCBI's taxonomy places the organism in Eukaryota, Fungi, Ascomycota, Dothideomycetes, Pleosporales, Pleosporaceae. The record is from RefSeq and is a predicted model, not a curated record. Gene Ontology annotation, molecular function: protein binding.